AUGUCUUCUGUUAGAUCUACCGUUUUAAAAGCUCAUACUUUAACACUAAAUGCAACAAAAACUGCCACAUCAGGUACUGCGCCUAACACAAUUGAAUUAUAUUUAGAUUAUGCUUGUCUCUUCUCUGCCAAAAUAUUUGACAGAUGGUUCAACAAUCUAGAGGAUAAUCCAGUUGUUCAAAACAAUCCAAAUUUACAAUUCAAAUUUGUUCAUGUUAUUCAGCCAUGGCAUCCUUUUUCAACCUUAAUACAUGAAGUUGCUAUCAUAGUUGCAAUCUAUAAGCCAGACCAAUUUUGGAAAUAUUCCAAACAAUUGUUCAAAGAUUAUUCCAAAUUUUGGAGGGAUUCAAUGAUUGUUAAUAAAUCAUUCAGCCAAUUAUACGAAGAAUUGGCUAAUCAUGCUUUUGAACAUGUUGAAGGCUUAGACAAAGAUUUCAUAUUGUCUAAAUUAGUUAUUUCUAAAGGUAAGGAUGGUAUUGUUGAAAAACAAGUUAAAUACUUUACUAGAUACCACAGACAAAACGGCGUACAUGUUACACCAACCGUAGCUGUUAAUGGGGUUAUUGUUCCCUCUAUUGAAAGCAGUACUGAUUUGUCAACUGUGGAUCAAUUAGUUAGACAGCAAUUGUGA
Messenger RNA from Saccharomycodes ludwigii, 630 nucleotides. Its product is annotated as DsbA family protein. The coding region runs from base 1 to 630 and encodes 209 amino acids. NCBI's taxonomy places the organism in Eukaryota, Fungi, Ascomycota, Saccharomycetes, Saccharomycodales, Saccharomycodaceae. The transcript has a single exon. The record is from RefSeq and is a predicted model, not a curated record.